This is a messenger RNA of Salarias fasciatus (jewelled blenny), 4988 nucleotides long. RefSeq names its product CREB regulated transcription coactivator 3 (gene crtc3). The coding region runs from base 1050 to 2999 and encodes 649 amino acids. The transcript has 15 exons. Gene Ontology annotation, cellular component: nucleus; cytoplasm. The record is from RefSeq and is a predicted model, not a curated record. Gene Ontology annotation, molecular function: cAMP response element binding protein binding. Gene Ontology annotation, biological process: positive regulation of transcription by RNA polymerase II; protein homotetramerization. Lineage: Eukaryota; Metazoa; Chordata; Actinopteri; Blenniiformes; Blenniidae.
UAAUGUUUUUCUCGCAGUAGUAUGAUAACAACCCCGCGGAUCCGAGUUGCUCUUCCGAGCACCGACAACCGGAGGCAGGCGAACUAAACAAGCAUGAGGCGCGGUUUUCUCUGAAGACUUUUCUUCCGGCCGUGGAGAAAAAGCGCUGUUUGUUCAUCUCCAUGGAGUUUGUCUGAAAUCUCUCUCCGCUGCUGUCCCUGGAUUAACGCAGGACUCCGACGCGCUGUCAUCUAAAUAACAACUUCACUCAAUCGUGGAAAUUCUACUCCUGCAUCACGCGUGAAUACCUGGAGGCUGCCUGUGAGCCGCUGACAUUUUCGUGGGAAUCCGGCGAAGUCCGCACAGGGGCGGCGGACACUUGUUGAAACUCCUUUUACCGAGCAGAAGAGAGGGAAAAAAGAAAAGCUUUGCCUAACUGUGAGCUGCGCUAGCCAGAUUCAGCUAGUGUAUGCUAACAACUUUCCCCGACGACAGUUGGAUAUAUCUUAGCGAGAGUUGCUUUUAAUGCAGGUGUGUUGGAUGUUGACAGGGGACGGGUAUAGACAAGCUGAGAAAGUGUUAAAAGAUUGUUGACAUGGCUCUGACAGCAGCUUAGCUAAGUCGGCUAACAUUAUGUUAGCAGCGACGGCUAACGUUAUGUCAACGCUAGACUCAAACAAGUGGUUCGCUGGAAAUGUUGUCAAUAUGAAGUUAUAUUGCGCCUCUAACUUGGUGUAGACGCCACGCCAUUAAUCACGAAAGUAUUUAAAGUUAGCCUCCGAGUGCAGCUAACCAAGUAAAGAUUUGUUCCCUCUGCCUUGUUCAUUAGAAGGCAACUUUUAUUAACGGGAGCUCUGAAGGGGUAGCUUAGCCGCGUUAGCUUCAAGCUCAGCUCCGUCACUGCAGCCGUCCGAGUUGACUUCACCGAUAAUGUGGUGUUAAAACGCUGAUGGGUUUGGAACCGUGGUUGCUGAGAGACUCUGGAAAAUAGACUCCCAGUGCUGUUUCCCCCCCACCUCUUUAUUGCCCUUGCCAGUAGCUGAAGUUUGUUAAAAACUGCGGCCCGCACAAUGUCCGGCUCCCCGGGCACAGGUGGCUCCAACCCCAGGAAGUUCAGCGAGAAGAUCGCGCUGCACAACCAGAAGCAAGCAGAGGAGACGCGGGCCUUUGAACAGUUGAUGACAGACCUCACCGUUUCAAGGGUGCAGUUUCAGAAGAUCCAACAGCUCCGGUUGUCUCAGUCGCGGGCGCAGUACUACGGAGGCUCUCUGCCCAACGUCAAUCAGAUUGGCAACACAAGCACUGAAUUUCAGGGCGGUUUCCCUUCAGGGUUAGACUCGGUCAGAGGGACCCGCCACCAUGGGCUGGUUGAGAGGGUCCACAGGGAUCGCAACCGCAUCAACUCUCCACAUCGCCGACCCAUCGACAAGCACGGACGGCAGAUAGAUAGCUCUCCCUAUGGAGCUGUGUACCUUUCCCCACCGCCGGACAACAACUGGAGAAGGGAACAGCAGCCAUGGACUGAGGAAAAACGGCCUGGGUUUAGAUUAAUAUCACAACUCAACAGAACCAACUCAGACUCCGCUCUGCAUACGAGCGCUAUGAACCCAAAUCCCCAAGACCCGUUUGGUAUGAACCAGCAGAUGGGCAGAGGUCCCCCACAGCGCAAUGGCUGGCAUGCAGCUAGUGUGAAUGAGGCAGAAGUGGAUGGCCCCGGAGACGUCUUUUCCUUCCCGGCUCUGCCGAAUGAAGAGAAUCUAAUCUGCGUCAAUAAACCUCUUCCCAAGCAGCUGUGGGAGGCCAAAAAAGUCCAGUCGAUGGCAUCAAGGCCUAAAUCUUGUGAAGUGCCGGGAAUCAACAUAUUCCCAUCUCCGGAGCAGAACCCCGGUCUGUCCCACUACCAAGGCUCACUGAGUACUGGUGGCUCGUUGCCCGACCUCAGCAACCUGCAGUUCCCCUCCCCACUGUCCACCCCGCUUGACCCCGACGACAAUGGAGGGUACCCCAACCUCAGCGGGGGCAGCAGCACCGGAAACCUUCCUGCCGCCAUGAUGCACCUCGGCAUCGGAAAUUCACAGGGCCUGUCCUCCUCUCUGAGCAACCCCUCCAUUCAGGCCUCGCUCAACAACUGCCAGCUGCAGUCGUCGCUCAGCAAUCCCUCCAUCAACUCGUCCCUGCGUCUGUCCAGCAACUCCCCGCGCCGACGGCCCGCUCCCAUCAGCCCCCUCACCCUGUCGCCCGGGGCCGAGCCUCACAGGGGCCUGGCCAAGCAGCUGUCUCCCACCAUGUCCCCCUCGCUGUCGCCGAUCACACAGGGAGUUGCCUUGGACACCAGCAAUAUGCCAAGGGAGCCGCCCCCACCCUAUCCACUCUACCAACAAUCCCAGCAUGCCGUGGACCAGGGCCGACAACGCCAACACCCUCACCAGCCACAGCAGCCGCAGCAGCAGCAGCAGCAGCCCGUGUCCCCUCUUCAGAGCAUCCCACUAGACUUCAACACGAGCCAACACAACAGUAUGGCUGCGCUGUUCGGUGACCCCUUCAUGGAGCAGCAGUUUUCCAGUCGUCAGACCAAGAAUCUCCCGUAUCAGUUGGAUCAGUUCAGUCUGUUGGAGAACGCAAUGAGCUCCACAGCAGGAGGAUCGUGCUUCGACCCUUCAUCGUCGUCGUCCUCCUCCUCCUCGCUCUACUACUCCCAGGCGGCCCUGUCGGGGCUGGGCGGCAGCCACGGCAGCCUGCAGGACCCGAUGCACAUGAGGUCCAACAUGCUGUACUCAAACUGCAGCGGAGGACUACCCAACAUUAUUCUCACUGAUGACUCCAACCCCAGUCUGUCAAAGGACAUAAGCAGUGCGCUCUCCACGGUGCCUGAAUGUUUUGACUCGGAGGGAGGCUUCCCGUUGGAGGACGAGCUGCGCAUCGAGCCCCUCAGCCUGGACGGUCUGAGCAUGCUCAGUGAUCCUGACAUGGUGCUGCCCGACCCGUCCGUGGAGGACACUUUCCGCAGUGACAGACUCUGAAUGUAGUAAGAGCGACACGCGUCCUCAAGAGAAAAAAAAAAAACAGAACACAUACACACGUGGAUUUGACGGUGUGUAGUGUACAAAAAUCUGAAACCGCAUGCAGUCAAUCAGCGUAGGGCCACUCUGCAUGCACCCGCUGCCACUAAGAUCGACUCAAUGUGAAAGACGUAAACAGCAUGUCCGCAGUGAUCCGCGCUUUUUAAGGCGAGUUGUGAACAAGUUCAGUUUACACCUGCUUUUUGGGCAGUUACUUUCAAGCAUGCUCGAGUUCACGUUUCUCAGAUAUUACUAACAGACUGUGCAGUUUUGGGUUGAAGCGUGCGAAGCUCAUUAUCGCAGCUAAAUGAUUGGUGCGUACUUUGGGGACUUGUACCAGCGUAUCUCUGUUCGCAUCUAAGGAAUCUGCUGUGUAAUUUUUAAGCGCCCACAAGGAUUCGUACAUACACUUAUUUGUAUGUACAUAGCAAUAUUUGUCUCUCCAGAGAUUUGUAUUUGUAUUUCCGUUCUAAGAUUUGUGCGUGCAAAGUCCAAUCACUGCAGGUGUAGUCAUGUUUGUGUCUGUUUCCUGAGAUCCGUGUGCCCAAAAGAAUGUGUAAAUAUCUCCGUUGUCACUUGCAGGCUGAAGGUCGUUUGAUCUAAAAAGUGUUUUGUCAGCAAUACAUCCUUGGGUGAACUAUUGUAGAGCUCAGCGAUUACAAGCGUUACAAAACAGGAAAAUCUAUUCACCCUUUUUCUUAUAUCUCUCUUUAAAAUUCACCAUAGCAGGAAACUGGAGAGUACUCCAGUAAAAACCCAACAUGCACAGGAAUAAUGUGCAACAUGAGAAUACGUUAGCCAUGCGUCAGCCCUUCCACUGCCUCUGACUGCCGAUUAUUCCCAGCAUUCAUCAGUGCUGCUCGGCGAGGUGGAGGCUGUACGGCUGAUGAAACUCCGCAGAUCAAACAGUCCUCCGGGUCAAUCUGGACUGAUUAAAGUUCAGUUUUCAACAAAUCUGAGGCUGAGGUGAAGAGAACAAACAAAAAUGACAUCGUAGACACAAACGUGCUUCACACACAGGUUUGGCGUACGCACAAAUCGAAGUACACGCACAAAUUACCUUGCAAACACAGCGAGAUACUCGUGCAGCUCCGCACAAGUACGCACAAAUCACUGACAUGCUGUAAUGGCGGCAGAUAAACUCCAGCGUUGGGAAGUGUGUCAGGAUCAGUCCUGAGACACCGCACCUCCUUCACACCGCUUCGACCCCCUCAAACCAAACAAAAAAAAAAACAAAAAACCCACAGCGAGGAACAUGCGAGGUGGUCCGUAGAGGAGCUCCAGUCCCCCUGCUUCUCUUCCCUUCAUCACACACGCCCCCUCCAGUCUCCCGCCCUUCCUGAAUCCAUGGUAACCUCGUCACCAUGGUUACACACCAUAGCAACCCCAUCACCACUCUGAGGAGCAACAGAAAUGCCGGCGCACGUUUCCUACAGAGCGGAGCAGAGCGGAGAGGAGCCGCCAGCCGCGGCGGCGGCGAAACAUCUGCUAGUUUUCUUCAGGUGAGGUGAAGUCCAGCUGGACCGCACCUCCUUCAGGCUCUGGAACAAUCAGGAGUAGAAUUGAAGACGAGACAAGCUUUUAUUUGCAAAUCUGUUUCCUUGCAUAUGAUUUCAGAUUAUUUUUUAAAUGUUUGCCACAGAUUUAUAUAAAGGUAUAUCUUUGCAUACUGAUGGAUCUCCAGUUCAGUCUGAUUAGAAUGUAUUUUCAAACUAGAGACAAAAAGGGCAAACUGUUUACAAACAUGAGAUUUUCUUAAGUAAAUCCUGCUAAGGAGUAUACGUUUGUGAAUUUUUAAUUGAGAAAUACAAUUCUGAGAAGUAUUGAAUAUAUUUUUCCUUCACUUCCCUCACUGAUGAGUCAGCUGUCUUUUUUCGCUGGCAGAACUGGGACAGCACUGGGACGAACGAGCUUCAAAAUCCAAUCAAAAAAAGACAAAAAAAAAAAAAA